UGCCAUAACCCGUUAAUUAUUUGUAGAAGUCAAAUUUUAUUGCUUAAAUGGAGAAUAUUUUGUUUUAAUUCUGUACUGUCUAUUUGUUAUAUAUAUUAUAUGGUGAAAGCAAUAAUUCUUGUUGUUAAACUGAUGAUAAAAAUAUAAAAUAGUAAAAUCUAUUAUUUUAUUUAUUAAAAAUAUGGAAAAUAUAACAAAAAAUAUGUCUAAUGCACACAUCGGAAGUAAUAAAGUAAACAUAUCUUCCGAUUCAUCUAAUGAUGAUGAAAAAGAGCUACCAGCAGCUGAAAAAUCAUUAUUACAAAAAAUAGUGCGAACUGGGCUUAUAACAUCAAAACAUGACAUUGAAGUGCAAAGGCGUGAUCCGAAGUCCCCAUUAUAUUCAGUUAAAUCUUUUGAACUUCUUAAGUUACAUCCAAAUCUAUUAAAAGGUGUUUAUGAAAUGGGAUACAAUGCACCAUCUAAAAUUCAAGAAACAGCAUUACCUUUGUUACUUGCUAACCCUCCUCAAAAUUUAAUUGCUCAAUCACAAUCAGGAACUGGAAAAACAGCUGCAUUUGUACUGGCUAUGUUGAGUAGAGUUGAUCCUGAUAUGCAAUAUCCACAGGUUUUAUGUUUAUCCCCUACUUAUGAGUUGGCUAUACAAACUGGUGAAGUUGCAGCAAAAAUGUCAACUUAUUGUCCUAAUAUUAAACUUCGAUAUGCAGUCCGGGGAGAAGAUGUUGAAAAAGGGUCAAAAUUACAAGAACAAAUUAUUGUUGGAACACCUGGAAAAGUGUUGGAUUGGGCUACUAAGUACAGAUUUUUUGAUCCAAAAAAAAUUAAAGUGUUUGUUCUGGAUGAAGCUGAUAUCAUGGUGGAUACUCAAGGUCAUCAGGAUCAAAGUUUCCGAAUAAGAAAAUUGUUACCAGAAACUUGUCAAAUGAUGUUUUUUUCUGCAACUUAUACAGAAGAUGUUAUGAGAUUUGCUAAUGCUAUUGCACCUAUGUCAGUUAUUAUUAGGCUUAAACGUGAAGAAGAAACUUUAGACAAUAUACGACAGUAUUAUGUUAAUUGUAACAAUAAAGAAGAUAAAUACAAUGCAUUGGUAAAUAUUUAUGGUGGAGUUACUAUUGGUCAAGCAAUGAUAUUUUGUCAGACUAAAAAGAUGGCUAUGUGGUUGGUUAAUCAAAUGAGUGAACAAGGGCAUGCUGUGGCAUUACUAUCUGGCGAAUUGACUGUACAACAAAGAAUAGAUGUAUUAGAUCGUUUCCGUGAAGGCAAAGAAAAAGUUCUUAUUACAACUAAUGUUUUAUCAAGAGGUAUUGACAUCGAACAAGUGACAAUUGUAAUUAACUUUGAUUUGCCUAUAACUGUUAAUCGAGAGCCUGAUUAUGAUACCUAUUUACAUCGAAUUGGGCGAACAGGACGUUUUGGAAAAAAAGGAAUUGCUAUUAAUCUUGUUAGUGGUGAUGGAGAUCAUAAUAUACUAAAGCAAAUAGAAAAUCAUUUUUGUAUAAAAAUUAAUAAUUUGAAUACGGAUAAUGCUGAUGAUAUGGAAAAACUCGGGGCUGAAGAUUAAUUUUGAUUUUUAAUUCUCAUUUGUAUUAAUAUAAUUGUGUAAUUAUUGACUUAAAAUAAAACUAAUUCAAUUUAUUUAAA
Daktulosphaira vitifoliae (grape phylloxera) is the source of this 1641-nucleotide messenger RNA. Its product is annotated as ATP-dependent RNA helicase DDX19A-like. Gene Ontology annotation, cellular component: nucleus; cytoplasmic stress granule. The record is from RefSeq and is a predicted model, not a curated record. Gene Ontology annotation, molecular function: RNA binding; ATP binding; RNA helicase activity. Lineage: Eukaryota; Metazoa; Arthropoda; Insecta; Hemiptera; Phylloxeridae. Gene Ontology annotation, biological process: poly(A)+ mRNA export from nucleus. The transcript is spliced from 9 exons. Bases 182 to 1561 code for a protein of 459 amino acids.